Molecule: messenger RNA, 1551 nt
Organism: Calypte anna (Anna's hummingbird)
Lineage: Eukaryota; Metazoa; Chordata; Aves; Apodiformes; Trochilidae
Gene: RASL12
Product: RAS like family 12
Molecular function (GO): GTPase activity; GTP binding
Source: RefSeq, a predicted model, not a curated record
GAGCCAAGCAGCAUUGUCCCCUCUCUCUGUGCAGAGGCUGAGCAGCCUCUCCCUCUCCUUAGAGACUUGUUUGAUCCUGGAUCUUCAAUUUUCCCCCUUGCUUGCAGAGGACCCAGGAUGUCCUCGAUGUUUGGCAAACCCCGAGCGGUCGCCGAGCGGCCCCCCCAGAGCCCCCUGGCCGAGUGCCACGUGGCCAUCCUGGGGUGCCGAGGGGCUGGCAAGUCAGCCCUGACCGUGAAGUUUCUCACCAAGAGGUUCAUAAGUGAAUAUGAUCCCAACUUGGAGGACACCUACACCUCGGAGGAGCUGGUGGACCAGCAGCCUGUGCUGCUGAAGGUGAUGGACACCGCUGACCAGGAUGGCCCCGGGAACUGCGAGCGUUACCUGCACUGGGCCAGUGUCUUCCUCGUGGUCUACAGCAUCGAGGACAGGAAGAGCUUUGAGGGCUGCCAGCGCUACCUGGAUGUCCUCACCCUGCAUGCCAGGGGCUGCCAACGUCGCUGCCCCAUGCUCCUGCUGGGCAACAAGCUGGACAUGGAGCAGUACAGGCAGGUGCCAGCAGCUGAAGGGAUGUCCUUGGCCAGCAGGUUUGGGUGCCUCUUCUUUGAGGUGUCAGCCUGCCAGGACUUCCUGGGGGUGCAGCAGGUUUUCCACCAGGCGGUGCGGGAGGCGCGGCGCUGGGCGGAGGGCAGCCCCAUCCUCCGGCCCCUCUUGGUCACCGAGGAGCAGCCCUGCCCACUGGUGGCCACCCCGGUGGCCCUGCCCACUCGCCACAGCUUGCCCAGCUGCACCCUCAACACCCUCUCCACUGUCACCUACAAGGAGAUCCCUUCGGUGGCCCAGGCCAAGCUGGUGACCGUCAAGUCCUCGCGGGCACAGAGCAAGAGGAAAGCUCCCACGCUCACCUUGCUGAAAGGUUUCAAGAUCUUUUAGGAUGCUCCCUGGAGGUCCGAGACCCCUUUCACCCCACAAGGGCUCAGACCACCGGGGAGGGACUCGUGGGCCAAGGGUGGCCCUGGUUUGUGGCUGUGGGGACAAUUCAGUGAGCAGGUGGGAUGCUCAGAAGCCAAAAUCAUCUCUGGGAUCUCCCUGCCUGCCCCUCACCCCCGUUGCAAGCUCUGCCACCCUGUUAGGACCCUGUCCUGCCAUGGCACCAGGUCAGCCCGGCUUUCCAGGAGGAUCUGGGCAGUUCCUGGAGCAGCACCAGGAGGGGAAGGAAUGUCCCCAGGGGUUGGGCAGGCAGAGAGGGAAGGGGCUCAUUAAUUAAUCAUUAAUGAAGCAGGGAGGCACCUCUCGGGUUGGUCUCGUGGGUCCCUUGACCCAGCAAUAAGUAGGAGGAAUUUCUAUUUCUAUUUAAUCCAAAUGAGAAAGGUGCAGAUCCUCUUUCAGCCAACUGAAAGCCUCAGGUGUCCCAGACCAAUUCCCAUGCAGGGAAAGAAGCCAGACCAAAAUAGUUGGGGUUUUAACCAACUUUUUACACUGCAGCAUUCCUCUUCAAAGGCUUUGCCCUUUGCCAGGGGAGAUGCUUCACUUGACGAGGACCCGUUCUGA